Molecule: messenger RNA, 1054 nt
Organism: Drosophila virilis
Lineage: Eukaryota; Metazoa; Arthropoda; Insecta; Diptera; Drosophilidae
Gene: Jhbp7
Product: Juvenile hormone binding protein 7
Source: RefSeq, a predicted model, not a curated record
CAAUUUACAGUAUAGCAUUGAACUUGGUCGGGAGUUCGCGGAAAGCAGCGCGUCCGCGUCGUAGCCGCCAAAUAAUUAAUUUCUGCAUUCAGUUAAGAGAGUUUUGAGCGUCCGUUUCGCCUAGCAUAAAGAUGCUCCUGUCGCUGUGUUCCGCUUUGCUGUUCGGCCUGGCACUAGGUGCCAGUGGUGCCUCCAAUUUCCCUGCUGAGCUGCCCCGUUGUCAUUAUGGCGACACCGACUGCAUCAUCAAUGUGUCUCACAGGCUGAUUCGUCAAUAUGCGCGCACGGGCUAUGCGCCCGCGGCCUUUCCACAGGUGGAACCGUUCCUGGUCAAGCGCUUUGACAUCUCGGAUGGACGCACCGGCUCGCUGAGCCUGAAGCUCAACUUCCGCGAUGUCAACGUGGAGGGCUUGUCCGGUGUUAAGUUUGACAGGGCCGUUGGGUUUGGCACAAAUCCGGCCAGCAGCAAGUUUGAAAUGUACGGCUCCUUCCCCAAGAUUGUGCUGCGUGGCAAGUACCUUGCCGAUGGACGUAUUCUAAUCCUGCCCAUACGCGGCGAUGGCGAUGCUGAUAUUACCCUGCACAAUCCCAAGUUUUCGGUCAAGUUCAAGCCGGGCACACAGUCGCGCAACGGACGCACCUAUCUGAGCGUGGACAAGCUCAAGGUGCUCGUGGAGCCACAGAAAAUGAACAUAAAGCUGACCAAUCUCUUCAAUGGCGACCAAGCGUUGGGCAACAAUUUGAACCAGUUUCUGAACGAGAACUGGUCCGAAGUCUGGAGCGAGCUGCAGCCCUCGGUGCAUGUCGCCAUUUCGGAUAUUAUGAAAAACAUUCUGGCCACUUUGUUCAAGCGUUUCGCCUACGAGGAUCUGUUUUUGGAGGACUAAAGCGCCGCGCCCGGAAUGUGACAGACCUUAAUAUAGACGUAGAUUUAUAUCUUUAGCUAUUAACGUGUACGUGUACGAGUAUUUUUCUUCACAAACAUAUUAUUCGAUGGACUGUUUGCUGCUCAGGCAACACUUAAAUACAUAAGUAAAGAUUUUAGCUUAACAAA